AGACUACUUGUACUUGUUAAAAGAAAGAAGUGACAAGUGAAAACUAUAAUCUGCAUCGGCUAGGCUAGACAUUUAUUGACGUUGACGAUAUCUUUAUCUUGUGGCGUCCUGUGCAUUCCUUUGUUUUUAUAUUAAAAAAAAAAAUCAAAUAUUAAACUUUCGUUAUCUGUAUAUUACCAACGUGUCAUACUUGAUAUCGUAAUAAAAUCUAUUCAAAUCGUACUCAAUAAUAUAACAAAAAAUGGCGGAAGAAACAUCAGCAUCUGAUGCCAACAUAUUUGUAUAUUUGGAUAUUUCUUUUAGUGACGUUAAAGCUGGUAGAAUUAUCAUAGAGCUCUUCAAAAAUGAAGCUCCCAAGACAGUGGAAAAUUUUAGAGCCCUUUGUACCGGAGAAAAAGGUAUAGGCAAGAAUAACAAGCCUUUACACUACAAGGGAUCCAAAUUUCACCGUGUUAUUCCACAGUGCUUUGCUCAGGGGGGCGAUAUUACUCAAAAUGAUGGUAAUGGUGGGGAGAGUAUAUAUCAGGAUGGCUUUUUUGAAGUCGAGAAUAACAAGAGAGUUCAUGAUCAAGAAGGAUUAGUAGGGAUGGCUACUGUACCUAAUACAAACAUCGUAAACUCCCAGUUUUAUAUAACUGUUGUACCAUGUGAGCAAUUGGAUGGUACCAAUAUCGUAUUUGGAAGAGUCAGAAAGGGUCUUGACAUAGUGAAAGAAAUGUCAACUAUACCGGCCAAUUGUGACUGUCCUUUAGAGGAUAUAGUUAUAGAGGAAUGUGGAGAGUUGAAAAGUGGCCAACCCUGGAAUAUCCACGUAUUAGAUGGAACUAACGAUGUUUAUCCGCCCUGGCCUAAUGAUUGGGAGGAGGGAACAGACUCUCAGUCGAUAGAAAAAGCUAUAGACAUAAUAAGGGAGUCUGGUAAUUUCUUCUUUUCGAGAAAGAAAUAUCCCGACUCCCAAAUGAAAUAUAUCAAAGUUUUGAGAUACAUCGAUUGGUAUUUGAAGUCUGGCAAAGAACCUAACAAAUCUUUCAUUGAAAGCAACAAAUUCAGGACUUUGCUGAAUCUGGCAGCGGUAAAAUUAAAAAGAAAAAGUUACAAGGAUGCCUUGAAUUACUGCAACGAGUGCGAGUGCAUCGAUCCGACUAAUGGAAAGGUGUACUAUAGAAGAGCACAGGCCAGAUUGGGGCUAAGGGACAUAGACGAAUCCUUGCAAGAUUUGAGAAAGGCAAUGUCCCUAAUGCCAAAAAAUAAAUCCAUAGAAGACUUUUACAAAGUGGCCAAAGCAGAUAAGCUGAACCAUUUGAAAAAGGAAAGAGACUUUUUCAAAAAGGUGUUCAAGUAAUAGCGGAUAGUGUAUAUAAUGAUAUUUUGGCAAGGCUAUCUCCAUAGCAGCAAGUGAUGACUGAUGUCGAAGCUUGGGUUUAUGUCCCAAGUUUUCUUCCGUAAAUUACGCCAUCUAUCGGGUUAGCAAAGAGCCACCACAAUAUAAAUAUUGUACAUAAAAUAAAUAAUGUACAUAAUUGUAAAUAGUGUAUAUAAUGAUAUAAAUAUUGUAUGAUUAAAAACAAAUAUUUUUUAUAACAUGAAUAUAGUACAUAACUUUCUUAUAGCAUAUACAUUCGUUUAUUAAAUUAUUUUUGUUAUUGUGUA
Harmonia axyridis is the source of this 1650-nucleotide messenger RNA. RefSeq names its product peptidyl-prolyl cis-trans isomerase D. Gene Ontology annotation, molecular function: protein binding; peptidyl-prolyl cis-trans isomerase activity. Bases 242 to 1342 code for a protein of 366 amino acids. Gene Ontology annotation, biological process: protein peptidyl-prolyl isomerization. The transcript has 6 exons. The record is from RefSeq and is a predicted model, not a curated record. Gene Ontology annotation, cellular component: intracellular membrane-bounded organelle. Lineage: Eukaryota; Metazoa; Arthropoda; Insecta; Coleoptera; Coccinellidae.